Arachis duranensis is the source of this 1059-nucleotide messenger RNA. RefSeq lists its product as uncharacterized. Lineage: Eukaryota; Viridiplantae; Streptophyta; Magnoliopsida; Fabales; Fabaceae. The transcript is spliced from 6 exons. The record is from RefSeq and is a predicted model, not a curated record. Bases 532 to 885 code for a protein of 117 amino acids.
CAAGAAACACGGAGCAUAGCGGCAAAAAAUUGCCGGCCGCUCAGCUAACCGCCACAAAACAUGUCAGGAGAAGUACCAAUCCUUCAUGUGCCGCACCAUUGGUGGCGACUGCAUCUGAAAUGCCGCUAAUUUGGAUCUUUAUCAUAAUUCAAUUUUCAUUUUGCCUUUUUUUUGUUAUCUUAUAACUAAUAUUUUUCCCAAUCUUGCAGAAACCCGCAAAGUGAGAUUGGUAGCGCAUGAAACCCUGGCACUACUGCUCCACCGUGCGUCGCUGAUCCAUCCUCCUCUUUUCGGCGUCAAGCUUUCGACUCUCCUGCACAGUGCCUGAAAUCCAUACUCCCUCAUCCACGGUGCCUGAAAUCCCUAAUCUUCGAUUCACCCUGCGCCUUUGUGUGGUUGUGGAGUCACGCGGCUGCCCUCCGUCCUUCUCUCACCGGCGUCGAAGUUUUCCAUCUCCUCAAUCGUGCGUGAAACCCUUACACCCUCCUCCCCCGUGCGCCAAUCUGAGCUAUCGUGGCCUCUCCCCUGUUAAUGACAACUGAGGAAGCAGCUGAAACACUGAACCAGCUUAGACAAGGUGCAGUGAAGUCUGAAACUGAUAUGAUUAGUCGAUACUUGAAUGAUAACAAUAUCUCGGCAAAGAGUUAUCAUGGUGGCAUGAGUUCAAAGGAACGCAACUAUGUCCAAGAGUUGUUUACCUCCAACAAGAUUAGAGUGCUAUGGUUGGUACUUCACAUUUAUUCAAGGGUUUGUUUACCUUUUCGUGAUUUACCUUCAAGGCUUCACAAGCAAGCAAAUGGUGAAUCCAUGGAAAACUUAUGUGAAGCUUUUAGCUGUUCUUAUGGGUUCUCAUGGCCUAACGAAGGGGUCUCGGGCUUUCCUUAACUGCCCUGCACAAAUCAUGUUCAAAUCCACAAAGGUAAAAACCAUAAAAGAGGAAUUGCAUAUAUGAGCUUGGCUGUGUAGUGCUUAAUCUCCACAGAUCCAUAGGAAGUUGCUUGAACUCCAAGCAGAGCUGGAAGGCGAGAAGUUGAAGAGGAAGGCGAUGGAGGAUGAGGC